AUGAGGCAAAGAUUUCAAAACACUGAAAAGCUAGUGGAACCUGUUCCCAUCAUUGGGCUUCUAAGAGGCGCGAUGUCCAUAAUCUUUGGACCUAUGGUAAUAAUCCAAGACACAAAAGAUGGUCAACUUUUGAGUGGGCCAAAUCCCAUUUGCCCCACACAAGAAAGAUCCAGACGAUGCUCCCACUAUUAUCUGAUGACGUGUUGCAAUGGCAUUGGUCGGUAG
Molecule: messenger RNA, 225 nt
Organism: Dovyalis caffra
Lineage: Eukaryota; Viridiplantae; Streptophyta; Magnoliopsida; Malpighiales; Salicaceae
Source: the annotation of a GenBank genome assembly